AUGCUGCAGAGAUACACGACACACCACGUCAUUGCCGACGCUCUGUAUGGCCAAGUCGUGCUGGCCCAAGACACCGCGACGGGCGACAUGGUGGCCAUGAAGAAAAUGGACGUGUUCGCCGCGCGAAAGCACGAACUUGUCCGGGGCGACCACCGCCACGUUGACGAAGACAUUGAGAUAGAGAAACACGUAAAUCGGAUUCUGAGUGCUAACGGCGGCCACCCUCACAUCCUUCGCAUGCGCGCCGACUUCAUUCAAGACGGCUACGACCACAUGAUCUUUGAUUAUUGCGCUGGGGGGGACCUCUUCGACGCGCUCGACCAUGGCCCCCUCCCCCCGCCAGUUGCCCAACGCUACUUUCGCCAGCUUGCCCUUGCAACGUCGUACAUGCACGCCAAGGGGAUCGCCCAUCGCGAUCUGUCCCUUGAAAACGUCCUGCUCCACAACGAUAACUGCUACGUGUGCGACUUUGGGCUGGCUGCAUCGGUGUCUAGUCGGUGCCACGAUGUCGUGGGGAAGCCAUUUUACAUCGCCCCCGAGUCCCUCGCUGGUCGCGAGUAUGACCCUGCCAAGGCAGACGUGUGGUCGUUGGGAGUCAUGCUGUUCAUGAUGCUGACGGCAGUGCCCCUGUGCACGUCAGCCUCCCUCCCCGAUUCACGCUUCUUGUACUUGAAACGUCAUGGCGUGCGGAGGCUCUUGGAAUCGUGGCAUAUCGAAAUGGGACAGGAUGAACUGGACCUCCUCGAGCACAUGCUAUGCGUCAACCCCGACAACCGCUACCGCAUGGACCAAGUGGUCGCUCACGAGUUUGUCCGUGACCGUGUAUUCGAGCGCGUCGACAGCCCCGUGGCAUUAAAAGGCGAUGCGUUCCCCCACAAAGCCACCACGACGUCCAAGGCAUUCGCGAUCGUCCAACGCUUUUUCCAUCGCUCCAUGGGGGGCGCUGCAGUGCUGUAG
Messenger RNA from Aphanomyces invadans, 957 nucleotides. RefSeq names its product CAMK protein kinase. Gene Ontology annotation, biological process: protein phosphorylation. The transcript has a single exon. The record is from RefSeq and is a predicted model, not a curated record. Lineage: Eukaryota; Oomycota; Saprolegniomycetes; Saprolegniales; Verrucalvaceae. Gene Ontology annotation, molecular function: protein kinase activity; ATP binding. Bases 1 to 957 code for a protein of 318 amino acids.